AUGCGUGCUUCCCCACAACAACAACAACAACAACAACAACAGCAGCAGCAACCACAGGGGUCCUCGUCAUAUUCGCAUCUUUUACCUACAGAACUAUUUUAUUACUUAUCCUUCUUACCAUCACUUCAAUCCACAAUCAAUACGUUUAUGACAUUCACUCCAUUGUUCAGUUAUGGAACCACGUGCUAUUCGAUAUACCGGAAACGUACAUCGCGUGGUUUUAGUAUCGAUAUCUGUGGCACGAUGUUUUUAGCGUCGAUAUUGCGUUGUUUUUAUUACGUCUGCUCGCCCUUUGAAAUUACUUUGCUAAGACAGAGUUUGGUAAUGAUUGGGAUUCAGAGUGUGUUGUUGUAUAUUAGUCUACGUUAUCGUGAAGGAUCUAAUGGUGAUGUAGUUGUAGCAGGAGAUGGGCGUGGAAGAGGAGUUAUUGGGGAAACGUAUGAUCCUGAAUUAUUAUCGCCAUUGCCUUCGUUUAAAACAGAGCUCAAUCGAGAUUUGCCACGCCGAAUGUCGUCAUCGACACUUAUAACUAAUCAUGUUGAUUAUUCCAAGGAGGGAUUCUCCAAAUAUACAUUAGACACAGUAUUGAGUCAGCUUGCGCUCUACAAGGCGUAUUUAGUUGUUGGUUUCAAACAAACACUACGUUUGUUUGAUGUGUACUAUCGUCGGCCAGGUUUGUUUUGGCAAUGGUCAAAGCAAUCGACGUAUUGGUACUUUCUUUUAUCUUUUACUGCAUUUAUUGGAAGUUUAACUGCAAUUUUCCAUGAUUCAACGACAUAUGCCAACAUUAUUGGGAUAUCUGGCUUAUUUAUCGAAUCGUUGUUGCCACUUCCACAAAUUCUUAUGUUGAAUAGGUUGAGAUCUGUUGAUGGGUUUAAAGUGUUGCUUUUGUUAUCAUGGCUCGGUGGCGAUUGCACGAAAUUGUCGUAUUUGCUUUAUGGCACUGAUGAUGUUAGUGUGAUUUUUAUUCUCGCAGGGUUGUUUCAGAUGAGCUUGGAUAUAUUUAUCGCUGUGCAGUAUGUUACGUUGAAAUAUUAUUAUGACCAAUUUUGGAGAAGAGACAAUUAUGUUCCACUUGGACCUGUUGUUGGGGGAGCUGGUGUGAAUGCGUUUGCCAAUACGAAUGGCAAUGCAAGUAGAAAUUCAGAAAUGGGACCAAAUUCAGAUGCACGUUUUGGCACAAAUGUUGACUCCAUUGAUGACAUUGUCGAUGAAUUGAUGAAUUCACAAAGAAAUGGAGCAGGAGGCCAAGGUGGAAGCGGACGUGGAGGUGGCGGUGGAUUUGGAAGUGAAGGUGCAGGUGGAUUUAGAGUAGGAGAAGGAUUCAAUGGCGAAAGUGAGGGUGAGAACAUAGAGAUGAAUGUAUUUGAUAAGGAUUUCAAAAGAGUUCGUAGUCGUUCUAGAUCCCGGUCAAUUAUCGGUUCGCAAUAG
Messenger RNA from Lodderomyces elongisporus, 1431 nucleotides. RefSeq lists its product as uncharacterized. Gene Ontology annotation, cellular component: endosome; trans-Golgi network. The transcript has a single exon. The coding region runs from base 1 to 1431 and encodes 476 amino acids. Gene Ontology annotation, biological process: phospholipid translocation; retrograde transport, endosome to Golgi. Lineage: Eukaryota; Fungi; Ascomycota; Pichiomycetes; Serinales; Debaryomycetaceae. The record is from RefSeq and is a predicted model, not a curated record.